AUGAGAUUACCGCACUCUAGAGCGGAAGUCCGCCAGACCAAUAAAAAAACGGACCGUGUAUACAGAGGAGGACAAAAAAUCCUCAAGGAUUGGGUGUUGCUUAAGGCCCAGGAGGGUAGAGGCGUCAUAUAUCGAGAAUUGGAAGAAAAAUACCCAUCACUCCUACCACUCCUGGCGGGACCGCGCGAUAAAGAAGCACAAACGACAGCGGACAUGAAUAUAUCAACAACUACAUCAUCAGUGCCAUCGGCACCCAAACCAUCAACACUUCCGGCACACACAUUGACACCAUCAUCAACAACAUCACCAACAAUUACAGACUCACCGAUAGAAGUCGGAAGCCGGAGAAACCGGCAUCAUAGUUAA
Molecule: messenger RNA, 366 nt
Organism: Paraglomus brasilianum
Lineage: Eukaryota; Fungi; Glomeromycota; Glomeromycetes; Paraglomerales; Paraglomeraceae
Source: the annotation of a GenBank genome assembly